This is a messenger RNA of Haplochromis burtoni (Burton's mouthbrooder), 1974 nucleotides long. It is a transcript of the gene pphln1, whose product is annotated as periphilin 1. The record is from RefSeq and is a predicted model, not a curated record. The transcript is spliced from 13 exons. Gene Ontology annotation, cellular component: nucleoplasm. Gene Ontology annotation, biological process: protein localization to heterochromatin; negative regulation of DNA-templated transcription; negative regulation of gene expression, epigenetic. Lineage: Eukaryota; Metazoa; Chordata; Actinopteri; Cichliformes; Cichlidae. The coding region runs from base 170 to 1465 and encodes 431 amino acids.
UAUUGUGCGUCGCACGUUGAUGACGUGAACAACGUAAAUAACGACCGUAACUACCGGGAGAAGCUAAGCUAACUGGGCGACAGAGGAAAAUUGUUUUGAAGAUCUUACGUUUCGAGAAGCCCAAAAAGCAAAAAAAAAAAUUUUUUUAAAUAAAUAAAACAAACAAAAAAUGACUUACAGGCGAGAAAGGAGUAUACGGGAGGUGUAUGAUGAGCGCUUUUUAACAGACAGGCCGGGUCCAUACCCACGGGCGGCUGGAGGGGUUGAGCGACGAGGCCCCUUUGGGAGGCCAGAAGAUGACUACAGCCGUGGUGGCUAUGAUUAUGAAGGAGGUCCCCGCUUUUACCCAAAUGGAGGCGGACCCCGGGGUUACCAUGAAGAUCAGAGAGGUUACCAUGGAGAUGGCCCUCAUUUCCCUGCUGAACGCAGAGCCAUUCCACCUUCAAGGAGGGAGGACUAUCCUUACAGAGUACCCAGGGAUGACUCCCACACAGCGCGGCCUUUGGAGUUUGGGGUCGCAGUGGGACUGGAGAAUAUCUCAGUUAACAUAGGGCGAGAGACAGGAUACACCCUGGACAGUGCCCGUGCACCCCCUCCUCAUAGCGUUAGAGGCCAAGGCAUCUAUCCAGCACCCAGAGCGCUCCCAGAGAGUGGGGAAGACACACUAGUACAGGCCAUACUAAACCUGGACAGAGGGGAGGACAGAGACCACUACAGGAGAAAGGCAGCCCCAUUUCCUCCCCUCAGAGAUCGUUCUCCCGUGCGGCGAGAGGUGGCCCGCUCCCCGCACAGCCGCUCUGGCUCCAGCGUCAGCAGCAGAGGAUACUCACCGGACAGAGCCAAGAGCCUUCCUUUCCCCUCACAGCAAGGCAAGAGUGUGGAUGGUCCAGAGGGUCACACGGGUGUUUCUGAGCACCUCUGGGGGGCACUCUUUCCUCAACAGAGUGGACAUGACACUUUGGGGUAUGAAGAGACUUAUUCUCAGAGCAGGAUGUUCGACAAAAUUCCUGGCCUGUCAAGAGAGGGAUCCCCACAGAGUGCAACAUCUGUCAAGGAGGAAAACCCCCCUCCAGAAGGAGAAAAAGAAGAGCCACUGGUAGCUCCCGUCGUGGAAGAGAGCCAAAAAUCUACAGACAAUUUUCACGAGCGACGAGCCCUUGCCAUCGCAGCCAAAGCCCAGGAAAUAGAAAAGGUGUAUCGUCAGGACUGCGAGACGUUCGGAAUGGUGGUGAAGAUGCUGGUGGCUAAAGAUCCCAACUUGGAGAAGCAGCUGCAGGUUCCUCUCCGUGAAAACCUCGGGGAGAUCCGUGAACGUUGCCUAGAGGACCUCAAACAAUUCAUCAGUGAGCUAGACGACGUCAUCCGGCAGCCUGAAACUUCCACCUUUGACUCAACCACUCCCUCUACAUCCCAGUCGGGUCAUAAACUUUCAAAGACAGCAGUCAAUCACAGCUCAUCUUACUGACGCAUCAGCCGGACGUGCUGCGUUAAUGUGAGACAGAGGAGGAAGGCUUGACGGUUUGAAGUCCGGAUUGUUCAGCAGCUCAAACCGAAACCAUGGAGGUAAGCAUGGAGAAAACAGGCCGCCGUGGAGAGAGGACAUCCUUUGCAGGAAUGACCAGUGUUAUUUUUGAACAGACCAUUUUUACCUUCAAGUUUUCUGUGGGAAUUUAUCAAUCAUAAAGAAAACGUUCUGUUAAGUUUUGUCAAAAGAAACACGUUCUUUAUUUAAAAUUAUUCUCGUCUCACAUUGUGAAAAUGGUUAACAAGGGGUUUAUUAUUUAAUCUUCUUUUUGAUGAGAAUAUUUUGUGGAGAGCAGAGAUUCAGUUCUCCAGCAUGAUGGGUUUUUGUAGUAUUUUCAGCUAUGUAAAUUUUUCUUUUGUAGCAGAUAUUUGACUUGGUGCUGCUAAAUUUACAACAGGUUGACAUACUUGUAUAAAUUUGUACUGUAAAAAAACAAACAGUUAAAUUCA